Molecule: messenger RNA, 1164 nt
Organism: Chrysochloris asiatica (Cape golden mole)
Lineage: Eukaryota; Metazoa; Chordata; Mammalia; Afrosoricida; Chrysochloridae
Gene: PGC
Product: progastricsin (pepsinogen C)
Exons: 9
Coding region: 1-1164 (387 amino acids)
Biological process (GO): proteolysis
Molecular function (GO): aspartic-type endopeptidase activity
Source: RefSeq, a predicted model, not a curated record
AUGAAGUGUAUCUUGGCAGUCCUGGUCUGCCUCCAGGUCUUGGAGGCAUCGGUAGUCAGAGUCCCCCUGAAGAAAAUGAAGUCCAUCCGUGAUGUCAUGAAGGAGAAGGGCUUACUGGAGGAGUUCCUGAAGAACCACAAAUAUGAUCCAGCUCAGAAAUACAACGCCUUCAGUGUGGCCUACGAGCCCAUGGCCUACAUGGAUGCUGCCUACUUUGGAGAGAUCAGCAUCGGGACCCCACCCCAGAACUUCCUGGUCCUCUUUGACACUGGCUCCUCCAACCUGUGGGUGCCCUCUGUCUACUGUCAGAGCCAGGCUUGUACCAGCCACUCCCGAUUCAACCCCAGCCAGUCAUCCACCUACUCCACCAAUGGGCAGACCUUUUCCUUGCAGUACGGCAGUGGCAGCCUCACUGGCUUCUUCGGCUAUGACACCCUGACUGUCCAGAGCAUCCAGGUCCCCAACCAGGAGUUUGGCCUGAGUGAGAAUGAGCCGGGUACCAACUUCAUCUAUGCAAAGUUCGAUGGCAUCAUGGGCAUGGCCUACCCUGCUCUGUCCAUGGGCAGUGCCACCACAGCCCUGCAGGGCAUGCUGCAGAAUAAUGACCUCACCAGCCCCAUCUUCAGCUUCUACCUCAGCAACCAGCAAAGCUCUCAGGAUGGAGGAGCCGUUGUCUUCGGGGGUGUGGACAACAGCCUGUACACAGGCCAGAUCUACUGGGCCCCUGUCACCCAGGAACUCUACUGGCAGAUUGGCAUUGAGGAGUUCCUCAUUGGCGGCCAGGCCUCCGGCUGGUGCUCCCAAGGUUGCCAGGCCAUUGUGGACACAGGAACCUCUCUGCUCACCGUGCCCCAGCAGUACAUGAGCGCCCUUCUACAGGCCACCGGGGCCCAGCAGGACCAGUAUGGAGAGUUUGUCGUGAACUGUAACAACAUCCAGAACCUGCCCACCUUCACCUUCACCAUUAAUGGUGUGCAGUUCCCUCUGCCACCUUCCUCUUACAUCCUCAACAAUAACGGCUACUGCACCGUGGGCGUCGAACCCACCUACCUGCCUUCCCAGAACGGCCAACCUUUGUGGAUCCUCGGGGACGUCUUCCUCAGGUCCUACUACUCUGUCUACGACAUGGGCAACAACAGGGUGGGCUUCGCCACUGCCGCCUAG